AUGACUGACAUCCAAAUCUCCCCCGAAAUGCUCGCUCCUCUCAGGGAUAAAGUAGUCCUCAUAACCGGAAGCAGCUCCGGAAUCGGUAAAGCAACCGUGCAACUCUGUCUGCAGCUCGGCGCAAAGGUAAUAGCCGGGGACCUGAAUCCCAUCCCCGAGGAGAUCACCGCCCAGCAACAAGACCAAGACCAAGACCGCCGCUCGGUGUUCUUCUUCGUGAAAACAGACGUCACCGACUGGCCUAGUAUCCGGAAUCUCUUCGUCGCGGGCAACGCCCAUUUCGGACGGAUCGACCACGUCUUCGCGAAUGCGGGCAUAGGUCCACGCAACACUCUCCUCGAGGAGACCUUUGACGACGAUGCCCGGGAGCUGCUCUCGGAGCCGGAUCUGGCCGUCGUGAAGGUGAACCUGGUGGGGAUGAUCAAUACGGUGCGGCUGGCCUGGUAUUAUCUUCGCCGGGGACGCGGGAGUCUCGUGCUCGCGGCCUCUGCGUCAUCGGUUCAGAACUUCGGGGCGGGCGAUUACACGAUUGCGAAACAUGGCGCGCUGGGUGUGAUUCGUGGGGUUGGGAGUGAUUUCGCCGCUGGGGGGGUGAGGUUAAACGGGGUUGCGCCUUCGUGGACGGCCUCGGGGAUUGUUCCGCGUGAGGCGCUGACGGCCUUGGGUGCGACGGUUCAGGACCCUGAGGUUGUGGCGAAGAGUGUGGUUAUGCUGUUCAACGAUGAGAGGAGACAUGGCGAGUUGAUCUAUAGUUGGGAAGGCAAAUAUCGUGAGAUCAAUAAGGCGGAACGAGGCCUGCUGGAUUCAGCCGCUAGGAUUCUGCCUACCAUAGAGCCUAGUGAAGAGGUGAUGAUGGAGAGAAUGAAGAGGUGGAUGGCCGUGAGUCGGACUGAUUGA
Messenger RNA from Aspergillus ochraceoroseus IBT 24754, 897 nucleotides. RefSeq lists its product as uncharacterized. The record is from RefSeq and is a predicted model, not a curated record. The transcript has 2 exons. NCBI's taxonomy places the organism in Eukaryota, Fungi, Ascomycota, Eurotiomycetes, Eurotiales, Aspergillaceae. Bases 1 to 897 code for a protein of 298 amino acids. Gene Ontology annotation, molecular function: oxidoreductase activity.